AUGACGAGAUCUUUUGAAUUAGAUAAAAUAACAUUAUUUUAUGGGUGCGGUUUAUUACUUUUGGUGAGUUUAUUUAUUUUUAAAAAUUAUGAUUUAUGCAAAAAUAAUUAUAUUUUCAGUUUAUAAUUUGUUCCGCGAUUUUUGUUAGACGACAAAUUGUUCGACAUAGAAAAAAUGUUGCUAGAAAUAGACCUCAAGUAAGUUUUCUAAACAUGAAAGCAAUUUUUCGGGUAAAAAUUGGAAUAUUCUCAUUAUAGAAUUUCAGAUCGCGUUAUCUUCUCGAAUAUCAAGUAGUAGGGCAAUUAAUCGCCGUGAAAAUCAAUUAAAUAUGGUGAUGCGACUUCGUUCAGAAAAUCAAGCUCGCCUCACAGAUUGUGUCGCUCUUCAAUCGCGUCAGUCACAUUCAUUUUCUGUUUUGUAUCGUAGAGUUGCACCCAGUUUUUGAAAUAAUAACUAUUUGUCCUAUUUUCUGUUUAACACAUUUGUUUUAUGCAUGUUCACGUGUCUACACUUUCUAUGUUUCACGUAGAUUUACUAUUACAGAUAGCGAUAAACCAUAUGUUCAUCGAAUGAUUGCAGUUGAUGCUGUUACUUUGGAAAUUGGUGUGUUUUUAAUCGCCUUAAUUUAUUUUUUCUUGAAUUUUCCAGAUGGACAAUUGAAACGUAUUGAAGGCGCUGUUCAUCGUUUUCCAGAGGAAUCAACUUAUUCUUAUCUGAAAAGGUAAUCCAUUUUUUUAGAAAGUUUUGAAGUCUCGUUUUUUUUCAGAAUCAGAGAAAAGGUUCCAUCUUUACCAUUGAAUGUUGUGAAUCGAAUUUCUUUUCUCCAAGAAGCUGCUCGAUUUAGACCUGAGGUAUUUUGUUUUACUUAUUUUAAAUGCCUAAAAUUGUUCAUUAUAUGAUUAUUAAUUCAGAAAUUUGAUGUAGAACAUGUUAUGGAAGUUCGAUCACUUUUGGACCAAUUUUGGAAAAUGUACGUUUACUUUUUGUCACAUACUCGUUAUCAGUUGCACUUUACGAGAUGAGCAAUGAACUAUUUUUAUAGCAUUUCCUCUGAAUACACAUUUCUUGAUGAAGAACCGGAUAGUAAUACGCCAAGUGGAGUUAUCGCAUCAUUUUAUCAAUUUGGUCAGAAAAUCAUGCCAAAUCAUCCAUCUUCGAAAAGAAGACGAAAUAAAUUUGGAGGAAGUGAUGGUUUGUUUUUAUUGAUUUUUUAUGGGAAUAAAAAACAAAAAGAUAACGGCUGCAAUGAUUCAUUUCUCAAAUCUUUUUAUUUUCUUUUUUUCAAUCAUAUUCUUUUUUUUUUUGACAAAACCUCAUUGUUAUUGCAUGAGGUUUCGACAAAAUAAUAAUAGAAGUGCAUUUGAAACAAAAUAACAAUGAGCAAUUUUUUGUUAUUUAUUUGCAUAAAUUAAGUGCAAGCCUAUAAAAGUGAAGCUAUUUUUUCAUAAUUUUAGUUUAAUUUCGAAAUCGGCCGAUAUUUCUCUUUUUUCUAACAUAAUGUUAUUUCAGGAGUUCGCCUAUUUCUUUCUUCAACUCGCGAACAAAAUCGAGUCGAUGAACAAACUUCUUUACUCAGUCCACUUGUUACAACUGACUCACCUCAAAAAUUGAAAAUUUCUCAACAAUUUUUGAAAGCUGAAGAUUCUCCUCGACUUCGUCGACAAUCUGAAUCGCAUUCAAAACUUCUUCCUUAG
This is a messenger RNA of Caenorhabditis angaria, 1694 nucleotides long. The record is from the annotation of a GenBank genome assembly. NCBI's taxonomy places the organism in Eukaryota, Metazoa, Nematoda, Chromadorea, Rhabditida, Rhabditidae.